AUGGCAGUCCCUGAAACACGGGCCCACGCGGUUGACCGGAGCGGUCAGCGCGACCCCGAACGCGGGCCCCUGCUCCUCUCCUCUCGUCUCGUCUCGUCCUCUCCUCCGCUUCGCGUCGCCCGCCAAUGCUGCGGAGCCAGCCAACGCCCGCCACCGUCCACCGGUCCUGGACAGGCCGCAGGAGCGCGCGCCACCGCACGCUGGGCAGCGCCCUAUAACAGCCGGCCACCCUGCUCCUCCCCUCCAUAUAGCAACCAAGUCACUAGCGCCGAGGCCUCCUACAUCGCGCACCGCCAGCUGCUCGCCAUGAAGGAGGGCGGCGGCGGCGAGGCCGGGGACCUCCCGCCGGACUUCGAGUUCGACGACCGCGUCGGCGCCAACUUCCCCAACCCGCGCCUCCGCCGCGCGUACAUCGCGCUCCAGGCGUGGCGCCGCGCGUUCUACUCCGACCCCAAGGGGUACACCUCCAACUGGGUCGGCAACGACGUGUGCGCCUACAACGGCGUCGUCUGCGUCGAGGCGCUCGACGACCCCAAGGUGACGGUCGUGGCGGGCAUCGACCUCAACGGCGCCGACAUCGCCGGGUACCUUCCGCCAGAGCUCGGCCUGCUCACCGACCUCGCCUUCUUCCACAUCAACAGCAACCGCUUCUGCGGCAUCAUCCCCAAGAGCAUGUCGCGCCUGUCGCUGCUGCACGAGUUCGACGUCAGCCACAACCGCUUCGUGGGGCUAUUCCCGUUCGUCGUGCUCGAGAUGGUGUCUCUCAAGUACCUCGACAUCCGCUUCAACGACUUCGAGGGCGAGCUGCCGCCGGCGCUCUUCGAAAAGGACCUCGACGCCAUCUUCGUCAACACCAACCGCUUCGUCGGGCCCAUCCCGGAGAACCUCGGCAACUCCACGGCCUCCGUCGUCGUCUUCGCCAACAACGAGUUCGUCGGGUGCAUCCCCAAGAGCAUCGGGCGCAUGGUCAAGACGCUCGACGAGAUCAUCUUCCUCAACAACAAGCUCGACGGCUGCCUGCCGCUAGAGAUCGGCUUGCUCCAGAACAUCAGCGUCGUCGACGUCAGCGGGAACGCGCUCGUCGGCACGCUGCCAGAGCAGCUCUCCAACCUCACCAAGCUGGAGCAGCUCGACGUGUCCAGGAACGUCUUCACCGGCAUCGUGCACGAGUCCAUCUGCGAGCUCCCGAUGCUCGUCAACUUCAGCUUCGCCUUCAACUACUUUAACUCGGAGGCCGCCGUGUGCAUGCCGUCGGAGAAGGCGGAGGUGAAUCUCGACGACAAGGGCAACUGCUUCGGCGCCCUGCGCCCGGCGCAGAAGACGACGCUGCAGUGCGCGCCCGUGCUCGCGCGCCCCGUCGACUGCAGCAAGCACGUGUGCGCUGGGUACCCGACGCCGGGGAAGCCGUCGUUGCCAGGAAAGCCACCGUUGAUCAAGCCGUCGCCGGUGCCUGCUACUCCACCGACGCCGGUGCCUUCUACGCCACCAGUGCCAGAUGGCCGUCUUCCACAAGAACCACCAGAGAUGCCAACACCGGAGCCGGCGCCGGCACCUGUACCCGUUAAGUCGCCGCCGACGAUCUCGCCACCAGCAGGGUAUGCUGCUCCGCCGCCUCCAAAUUCUGGCUGGCUCCCGGUGACACCUGAGCGCCCGAAGGCCCCACCACCACAGGCGCAGCCUCCGGUUGUCUCCUCUCCGCCUCCGGCUCCAAUAAGCUCACCCCCUCCGCCUGUGAAGUCUCCUCCUCCACCAGCGCCCGUGGCGUCACCACCGCCGCCAGUUAAAUCUCCUCCUCCACCGGUCCCAGUAUCCUCACCACCACCACCUGUGAAGUCUCCUCCUCCACCGGCGCCAGUGUCGUCACCACCACCACCUGCGCAGUCUCCUCCUCCACCGGCCCCAGUGGCAUCACCACCGCCGCCUGUGAAGUCUCCUCCUCCACCGGCGCCAGUUGCCUCACCACCACCUCCAGUAAAGUCUCCCCCACCACCAGCUCCAGUGAGCUCUCCACCUCCCCCGGUGAAGUCUCCUCCACCGCCCGCUCCAGUGAGCUCUCCACCACCUCCGGUGAAAUCACUUCCUCCGCCGGUGCCAGUAGUCUCACCACCACCGCCUGUAAAGUCACCCCCACCACCAGCUCCGGUGAGCUCUCCGCCACCCCCCGUGAACUCACCACCGCCUCCAGCCAAGUCACCACCACCACCAACGCCAGUGAGCUCGCCACCGCCACCAGUGAAAUCACCACCACCUCCAGCUCCAGUAAGCUCACCACCACCUCCAGUGAAGUCUCCUCCUCCACCGGCACCAGUUAGCUCCCCUCCACCACCAGUUAAGUCGCCGCCGCCGCCAGCUCCAGUGAGCUCACCGCCUCCAGUGGUAUCCUCUCCCCCACCGAAGCAAGAGGAUUCGCCAUCACCACCGACGGAAUCCCAAGCUCCGCCGUCGUUCAACGACGUCAUCCUUCCGCCCAUCAUGGCCAACAAAUACGCGUCGCCGCCACCCCCGCAGUUCGAAGGGUAUUAG
This is a messenger RNA of Phragmites australis (common reed), 2523 nucleotides long. Its product is annotated as pollen-specific leucine-rich repeat extensin-like protein 4. Gene Ontology annotation, molecular function: protein binding. The transcript is spliced from 4 exons. The coding region runs from base 1 to 2523 and encodes 840 amino acids. Lineage: Eukaryota; Viridiplantae; Streptophyta; Magnoliopsida; Poales; Poaceae. The record is from RefSeq and is a predicted model, not a curated record.